AUUUCCUACUUAUAUGGCUCACAUAAAAUAUUACUACCCUCUCUGCAUAGUUAAUUUAAUAUGUUCUCAUUUAUCGUGUUUGCUUUUACCCAGAGAGUGUGAAUCUUUGAGACGCACAAAAAAGGAACAAAAAAGACAAACCAUCCGUUCGCCAUUUAGGGAGUUAGUUUGCACUGGGUUCACAAGUUUGCAUGUUUGCAUAAGUGAUUGUUGAUUGACGUACUUGAAGCUAACUAACGAUAGAAUGAGAAAAAGUUACUUGGUUCGGAGGUGUGAUGCUGAUGAUGAAAGUGGACAACACGACGAGGGGGGAUCCUCAUCAUGGGAAAAGGAGAGCAGUAAGCCUUUGCUGAAUCUGUUCAAAGGGGUGCAACCAAAACGGACGACGAAUUCCAUCAGUUCUUCCAUGGAAGAUCGACUACGGGACAAGAUGCGUGGGUGUUUAGUGGGGUCAUUGGUGGGGGACUGCAUCGGAACGUUAUUUGAAUGUGACUACACAGUCUCUUACUCGAUCCUGGGCGAUUUGUACCUUUCCUUGACUAAUCUUAGCGAGGACGAAAAGUUAAUGGACUUGCAUGGGAUUGAUUUUUCCGUGGGACCUAAACUGGCGCAGCAGAUGUUGGAACGAAAACGAGCUUCCAUUGUUCCCAUAAUUCAAAGUGAUGAGAACGGCGACAGCGACCAUCAUAAUAAUACUGCAAAGGGACCGAUAAUUCAAGCAGUAGUUCCACCAAAAAGACAUUCCUCCUUUGAACGGAGAAGAGAAUCAUUUUCGAGGCCCAUUGAAAAAUUCUCUGACGACACGGUCAUGAUUCGCUCCGUGGUACGGUCCCUCAUCCGGAUGAGGGGGUUGGAUCAAAGGGACAUGGCCACACAGCUUACGGACGAUUACUUCCUUAAUUUGUCACGAAAAUAUGGAGCAUUUUCUAGAGAGAUAUUCACACAAAUAAGAAAUAGUGGCUACUCUGACCCCGUCGCUCCUGCGAGAAAAUCUGUCGGCAACAUCGGGGCUCAAGGAAAUGAAGGUGCUACCAGAGUGGCGCCUGUGGCGUUGUUUGGGUGGAAUUUGGAUUUCAAUAAUGUGGCAGAAAUGGCAACCAAACUUACAAAAAUUACAAACUACCAUAAAUCUGCGGUGAUCGGAGCUGCAUGUCAGGCAUUAUCUGUGCAUAAGGCAUUUAAUUGGGAUCUUAACCCUGAUGGCAAUACUAUGCCUACUGUCACACGUGGCAGAUUAGGUAGCAGAUUGACGCCAACAAUGAAAAGGAAGAUUCCAAAGCAAGAAAAUAUUCCCAUGAAUGCUCACAGUGAAAUGGAUUUUGAUUAUAGAGAAUUUUGUCAACAGCUUAUAGAAGAAAUUUCUCAUGUGGAGAGUAAAAACGCGUCGUUCUUUGAAAAUUUCAAGAGUUUAAUGAGCUCACACAGGGAAAUUGCCGAAAUAGGUGAAUCUGCCUAUAUCGCUAAAAUUAACACUAUCGUGGAAUUCAUGGAUCGUUCUGACGCUCCAUCCAGAGCUGAAGUUGUUGAGAAACUGGGGAACGCUGUCAAAGCCAUCGACUCUGUUCCUACUGCAUUGUUCUCAUUUCUUAUGUCUGCAACAAAGGCCAAAUUUACUGAAUUACCCGUCCACAUAAAAAGUCCAGUUCUAAAGAGCAUUUUUUAUGCAAUUUCUUUAGGAGGGGACAGUGACACCACUGCCUCAAUGGCAGGGGCUAUUUCCGGAGCAUACUGGGGAUAUAAUAGCAUUCCUCAAGAAAUUUUGAGAGUUUGUGAAGGUGCAAAUGAUGCAAAAAACUUGGCAGAUGAGUUGUUCAAUCAUUGUCACAAUAAUAGCAAUAAUUAACAAUAAGCAAUGCAAUAUUGUACAAAUAAUGUAUAUA
Folsomia candida is the source of this 1880-nucleotide messenger RNA. Its product is annotated as ADP-ribose glycohydrolase ARH3. NCBI's taxonomy places the organism in Eukaryota, Metazoa, Arthropoda, Collembola, Entomobryomorpha, Isotomidae. Bases 245 to 1843 code for a protein of 532 amino acids. Gene Ontology annotation, cellular component: mitochondrion; nucleus. The transcript has 4 exons. The record is from RefSeq and is a predicted model, not a curated record.